This is a messenger RNA of Phialemonium atrogriseum, 2710 nucleotides long. RefSeq lists its product as uncharacterized. The record is from RefSeq and is a predicted model, not a curated record. NCBI's taxonomy places the organism in Eukaryota, Fungi, Ascomycota, Sordariomycetes, Cephalothecales, Cephalothecaceae. The coding region runs from base 302 to 2236 and encodes 644 amino acids. Gene Ontology annotation, cellular component: fungal-type vacuole membrane; endosome. The transcript has 3 exons. Gene Ontology annotation, biological process: vacuolar transport; protein localization to membrane.
AUUAUUGGAACCAAGCAACGCCACUAGCCAAGCCUAUCAUGUUGGACAGCUGUCACAGGUGGCUUGCCUUGUCUCCCAAACUUCUGUUGAAGUGUCACUGAAGAAGUUCACUUUAUAAAUACCCAGUCAGGUGAAGGCGGUUUAAAGACAACGAAAGCAACACACCCUAUUGUCCCCCGCUGCAUUGUUCGUCAAAUACUGGGAGAGUUGUGCCUGCCCUUCAGGCUUCGACAGGCGCAUGCGAAGCUUCAACUGCUUGCCAGAUCAGCUCCAGGAUCAGCAAAGCGCAUAAUUCUUCAAGAUGCAACUACCAAUCUCUGCGCCGUCGGUGCUGCUUGCAUCGCUCUUGGCGACACCCCAGCUUGCAUCAGCCUUCUACCUCCCCGGCGUUGCUCCGACAUCCUAUGAGCCUAAACACCUCGUCCCGCUCUACGUCAACUCCAUCAAACCGAUAGCUUCCCCCCAAGAUGCACUCCUGCACUCGGUCGUCUCAUACGACUACUAUUACCCCUUAUUCAAGUUUUGCCGGCCGGAGGGCGGGCAACAGAAUGUCAGGGCAAGCUUGGGGAGUAUCCUGUUUGGUGACAGGAUAAAGACGUCGCCGUUCGAACUGAAGAUGGCAACGAACGACACUUGCAAGCCGUUGUGCAAGGUCACCUACGACGCCAUGGCCAGUGGGUUUGUGAACAGGCGUAUACAGCAGGGCUACAGCCUAAACUUUCUGGUGGAUGGACUCCCCGCUGGACAGGAAAUCACCGAUGAGCUCACGGAGAGCAACUUCUACAGCCCGGGAUUCCUUCUCGGACACGAAAACGCCCAGAACCAGAUCUCAUUCAACAAUCACUACGACAUCAUUGUCGAGUAUCACGAAGUCAGCGGGAACAAAGAACAACUGAGGGUUGUUGGCGCUCGGGUCAAUCCGGAAUCGAAGAAGUACACGGCCGACGCAAAGUUGGGAGAUUGCAACACCGUACUGGAGCCCGUCCUCCUUGACGAAAACGGCGAGACAGAGGUGCAGUUCUCAUACAGCGUCACAUGGCUCAAGUCCGACACUGCCUGGGCCACGAGAUGGGACAAGUACCUUCACGUUUACGACCCAAAGAUCCACUGGUUCUCACUUGUCAACUCUGCCAUCAUCGUCGUCUUCCUGGUCUUGACCGUCAUGUCCGUCCUCGUCCGCACAUUGAAGAAGGACAUUGCGCGUUACAAUAGGCUAGACCAGAUCAACCUGGACGACCUGUCGGGGACCUCUGCCCUGGAAGAUGGUGUCCAGGAAGACUCCGGAUGGAAGCUGGUCCAUGGCGAUGUUUUCCGGACACCAUCCAAUCCUCUCGUUCUCUCCAUCUUGCUUGGCAACGGCGCCCAGUUGUUCGUUAUGGCUGGCUUUACUAUCGCUUUCGCCCUCCUUGGGUUCCUGUCGCCUUCCAACCGAGGCUCCCUUGGGACAAUCAUGAUUCUCUUGUAUACCUUCCUCGGCUUUGUCGGCGGCUGCGUCUCGGCGAGGGUUUACAAGUCCAUGAGUGGCGAGAAAUGGAAGCUCAACAUCGUCCUGACGCCUCUUCUUGUGCCCGGCAUUGUCUUUGGCGCUUUCUUCCUCCUUGACCUCUUCCUCUGGGCCAAACAAUCGUCCGGAGCCGUCCCUUUCACGACCAUGCUUGUCAUCAUCGCCAUCUGGUUCAUCAUCUCUGUUCCCCUCUCCUUCGCUGGCUCCUGGCUUGGGUUCAGAGCCCCCAUUCUCGAGGCCCCCGUUCGGACGAAUCAGAUUCCGCGCCAGAUUCCCCCAACGACAACCUACCUCAAGCCUAUUCCGAGCAUGCUCCUGGUCGGCAUCUUGCCAUUCGGGGCCAUCUUUGUCGAGCUCUACUUCAUCAUGAGCUCAAUCUGGUUCAGCAAGAUCUACUACAUGUUCGGCUUCCUCUUCCUCUGCUACGGCUUGAUGGUCAUCACCUGUGCCGCCGUCACCGUGCUCAUGGUCUACUUCCUCCUCUGCGCCGAGAACUACAACUGGCAGUGGCGAUCAUUCCUGGCUGCUGGUAUGAGUGCUGGGUAUAUUUUCCUCAACGCCCUCAUAUACUGGGCCAGCAAGCUCUCCCUCGGGGGUCUGGCAGGCAGCGUGUUGUAUAUCGGGUACAGCGCGCUGAUCUCGUUCCUGUUCUUCAUCUUGACUGGCUCCAUUGGCUAUUUCGCAAGUUGGUGGUUCGUACGUAAGAUCUACGCGUCCAUCAAGAUCGAUUAAACGCGCCUGUCCAUUCGGAUAAGGAAUGCAUAUAUGCGGGGUUGGGUGAAGCUUGGGAUUGAAAAGCGCAACGGGGCAGGAGAUGUACGAUACGAACGUUGUGCAGAUAAGCAUAGUCGCCUCGUCAUUUCCAUUUCAGACUCGGCCCGGGAUUACUCAUAAUUGGGAGUAGAGCAGGGCAGUCAAUGCCCGGGCGUCAGGAUGGCUGGCUUCGGUUCAUACUUACGUAGAAUAACAUGGUCUGCAUGACGGGAGGCUCCGAGUAGAGCUAGGAUGACAUUAACGGAAGUCCCUGGGACCUAGCUCUCAGUAUGUGAUAUAUAUUCUUUUCUCAGAUAUACUUGGUUUACCCUCUAAGAGGCGGAGUGAUGAAUCGUGUUCCAUACAACGCUAUACAGGGCACACGAUGCACACCAAGAUGACUACCUCCUACCUUCACCAUGCCAUCAGACAGCCUAUGACGCCUAAAAUGCC